UCUCUCUUGUUUUCGAGUCUUGCCUCCAGUGGCGAAUAACGGAACCCGUCAGACCUUAAAUAGCUUGAUAGUUUAAAGUUUGAACUUUUUGUAUAACCUAGCUUGAAAAAGGCUUAGUCUAAUAAUAACUCUGUCCGUAUCCGCUUGUAAGUCUCGCGUGCUGUCUCUUUAAGAGGGUUUACCCACCGACCUCCUGUUGAUCCGACAGACAGUGUAUUUCCCCAUACAUUACUGCUCCUCAGCACCUCCCGCCUCUCUCUCUGCGCUUUACUUCAUUCAUAACCAUUUAUUUAUUUUUAUAUUUAUUCACUUUGGAGACUUGAAGUAGCUCAAAAGAUGGCAGAGGUUGGGAAAGGAGUCAACGCCGGGAAACUGGCCAGUAAUGUACAGAAGAGGUUAACCCGAGCACAAGAGAAGGUGAUGCAGAAACUGGGAAAGGCGGAUGAAACCAAAGACACAGCCUUUGAGGAGCAAGUAGCCAACUUUAACAAACAGAUGAACGAGGGCACCAAACUGCAGAAAGACUUGAAAGCGUAUUUGCUGGCAGUCAAAACAAUGCACGAGUGUUCCAAGCGUCUGCACGACUGUCUGGCAGAAAUGUAUGACCCUGAGUGGUUUGGCAAAGAGGAGGUGGACUCCAUCGCAGAGGAGAUGAUAGAGAAAGAAAUGGAUAAUAAUCUGGAGGACACUGACCUCCUGUGGCAAGAUUUCCACGAGAAGCUUUUGGACAAUGCUGUAAUUUCCAUGGACGCAUACUUGGCUCAGUUUCCAGAUAUAAAGGCUCGCAUUGCAAAGCGUGAAAGGAAGCUGGUGGACUUUGACAGUGCCAGACAUCAUUUUGCCUCUGUACAAAAAGGCAAGAAAAAGGACGAGGCCAAAAUUGCAAAGCCUCUGGCUCUGGUGGAAAAGGCUGCUCCUGUUUGGGCUCAGGGAAUAUUAACAGCACAUCAGAUCGCUCAAACUAACCUCACACGAAACCAGGCUGAGGAAGACUUGGGCAGAGCUCAGAAAGUGUUUGAGGAGAUCAAUUAUGAUCUCCAGGAGGAACUUCCCACCCUGUGGAACAGUCGUGUUGGCCUCUAUGUUAACACAUUCCGGAGUGUGUCUGGCCUGGAGGAAACAUUUCACAGGGACAUGGGCAAACUGAACCAGAAUCUGAGUGAUAUUAUGACCAAACUGGAAGAGCAGCGUGUUGCCAAAAAAGGUGUCACGACAGCAAGCACUGGGAAGAGUGACGAUGCAGCAAACCACAAUCAGGAGACGUCAGAUGCACCUAAAUCUCCAUCAAAGCUCAGAGACGUACCGCCGGUCUCUCGACCGCCCAGACCAGCUUCAUCUCAGGAGGUGAAACCGGACAAGAUCAUUAACCUGUUUGAGGAUGCAGAAGUGUCUGACAGUAACACCACAACACAACCUGAGCAGGGGGCUUCGUGGAAUUCAUGGGAGCCCGCUCAGAGCCCCGCCGUCAGUCCCUCUCAGCAGUGGGAUUCAGAUAACGAAGCCGAUGCGCAACCUCACGGUCAGCCGUAUGCUGCUCCUGAAUGGGAUGAUGAUGUUACUCCUGCCGUCCAGUCGUAUGAACCUCCUAGCUGGGACGAACAGGACGGUGCGCCUGCCCAGUCAGGCUGGGAUGGUCAAACCGCUGCCCCUGCACAGCCAGACUGGGAGGACGAGCACUGGGAUGAGGAAGGGUCCCAGGUAGGGCAAGUGCAGGACACAGAGACUAACUGGGCCAAUGAUGCGGCCCAGGAUUGGGAGGCGGAGUCAGAGCCGCCUCAAUGGGAGGAGCUUCAGAGUAAUGAAGCCCCAACGGUGACAAAUGGCUCCUCAGAUACAGAGCUUCCUCCAUCUGUUCUCUUUAAGGUGAAAACAAUGCACGACUACAGUGCAACAGACAGUGAUGAACUUGACCUGAAGGCUGGUGACAUUGUGCUUGUGCUUCCCUUUGCCAACCCAGAUGAAGCGGAUGAUGGCUGGUUAAUGGGUGUAAAAGAGUCCCACUGGCUUCAGAACAAAAACCUCCUAGCAAAAGGAGUCUUCCCUGAAAACUUCACCCAGAAACUGUGAGCGGAGUCGCUUUCUCACAACCACCUGUUCUCAUCCUUCAUUUUCUCACUUCUACUCUACUGUGAUAACGAUUUUUUUAUAAAACAUCUUGAAAAAUAAUGGCUACACAAGCAAAAAAAAAAAAGUUUCUUCAGCAUACUGUCAUCACUUUUGUAGAACUGGAGUCAGAUAAAGGCCAUUAGAUGUGUGUAAAGUGAUAGAUCUCAGGUUGAAAUGAAUGCUGGGGGCUGAUUUGACUUGCGUUUGUUGUUGAGCCAUUUUGGAAAGUCAAACCCCGCACGACUCGGCUUAAAGUUAACAUGAAAUUUUUCAAAGAUUAUGACGACACAAGAGUCCGAAUUUAACAGACUUAAAGCAGAAGUGCCACACAAAUUCAAAAUUGUUAAAGGUUGAAUAACCUGCAGAAAAAAUACUAAAUGUAAAAGCGUUUAAAUAAAUAGUUUGGUGCGUUAA
Molecule: messenger RNA, 2520 nt
Organism: Danio rerio (zebrafish)
Lineage: Eukaryota; Metazoa; Chordata; Actinopteri; Cypriniformes; Danionidae
Gene: bin1b
Product: bridging integrator 1b
Biological process (GO): establishment of localization in cell; endocytosis; vesicle-mediated transport
Cellular component (GO): endosome; nucleus; membrane
Source: RefSeq, marked validated